Messenger RNA from Tupaia belangeri chinensis (Chinese tree shrew), 720 nucleotides. RefSeq names its product golgin subfamily A member 2-like. The coding region runs from base 1 to 720 and encodes 239 amino acids. Gene Ontology annotation, cellular component: Golgi apparatus; cis-Golgi network; Golgi cisterna membrane. Gene Ontology annotation, biological process: Golgi organization. Lineage: Eukaryota; Metazoa; Chordata; Mammalia; Scandentia; Tupaiidae. The record is from RefSeq and is a predicted model, not a curated record. The transcript has 6 exons.
AUGAUUCUGGAGUCAUCCCAGAUCUCGUGGAUAAGACCCAGAUUUUGUCAUCACCCGAGAAUCUGCAACAACUAUCUCAGCAGAUCAAUUGUCUUGGGUGUGAGGCCAGCCUUGCCACAUCCCCUUCAAACCUUGGUAAAUGAACAGGGGGACCUCAGGGAACAACUGCAGGUCCACAUUCAAAGUAUAGGCCUCCUGAUUUCUGAGAAGGCAGAAUUACAGACAGCCUUGGCCCAAACUCAGCAGGCAGUCUCACAGAAAGCAGGUGGGCCUCUGGGCACCCCUUAUUCCUUCACCGUGGUGGACUUUCAGAGGAAGUCUUUUGGCUCCAUCUCCACCUCUCUCAUUCCAGGAGAGUCUGAGGAUCUUGUCAACCACCUACAAGUUUCUCAACAGUGUGUACGAGAGCUGGAGAAGACCUUAUCUGCUGUCUUUGUGAAGCAGAAGGAGGUGGAAAGGUCCAACAAGGAGUUAACCAAAGACCGAGAUUCCCUCAAGUUGGAGUUAUAUGAGAACAACAAAAGCAAUGAAGACCUGAAGAAGCUGAUCUCUGAACUAGAGGAGAAACUUCGACUGCUCACUGCCGAAAAGGCAGCUGGGCAGCUCAGGAUGGAGGAGCUCCAGAAGAAACUGGAGAUGUCAGAGCUGUUGUUACAACAAGUGACAGAGAGCAGCCCCCGCGAGCGUGACCCCAUCCAGCUGUGGCCGUGGUCUCCAUGA